Molecule: messenger RNA, 1770 nt
Organism: Rhodamnia argentea
Lineage: Eukaryota; Viridiplantae; Streptophyta; Magnoliopsida; Myrtales; Myrtaceae
Product: probable pyruvate, phosphate dikinase regulatory protein, chloroplastic
Exons: 3
Coding region: 60-1292 (410 amino acids)
Molecular function (GO): transferase activity, transferring phosphorus-containing groups; ATP binding
Source: RefSeq, a predicted model, not a curated record
CAUGAAAUAAUCUUAAACAAAGAGGAGAGAAAAUCCACUGACAAAUACCACGUCACAAGAUGUCCACCGCCGCCACCACCGGCGCCUCCAUGAACCUCCCGGGCCUCCGCCCAACGCCACCACCCGCACCCGCUCCUCCACCCGCCUCGGUCACCCAACCCGGAGCCGGGACAGGGCCAGACUCCGACGCGUCCGCAACUCGCAAGUUCAAGGGCAGCGCCCAGCUGAACCGGUGGUCCAGGGCCCGCACGAUUCGGUCCGGUCGGAAGCUGGACCGGCCGGUCCAGAAGUCCCAGGCGGCGGAGGGUCCGGGUCCUCAGGCGGCGUUGCUCGACGGGUUGUCGGGGAUGUCGGGGGACGCGGAGGGUUCGACUGGGAGCAACAGCGAGGAUUACGUGGAGUUGAUGGCGACGGCGGGGAAGCAGAUAUACAUGGUCUCCGACGGGACGGGGUGGACGGCGGAGCACUCCGUUAACGCCGCGUUGGGCCAGUUCGAGCAUUGCUUGGUGGAUCGUGGGUGUUCUGUCAAUACCCAUUUGUUCUCUGGGAUAGAUGAUGUGGAGAGGCUGCUCGAGAUUGUAAAGCAAGCAGCGAUAGAAGGUGCAAUGCUUGUUUACACCCUUGCUGACCCUGAGAUGGCUGAAUCAGCAAAACAAGCCUGCAAGCAUUGGGGUGUGCCAUCCACCGAUGUCCUUGGCCCAAUCACUGAGGCCAUUGCUUCUCAUUUAGGUGUCUCUCCUUCUGGCCUUCCCCGCGGUGCGCCAGGGAGGAGCUUCCCUCUCACGGACGAGUAUUUUCGAAGAAUUGAAGCGAUUGAGUUUACAAUAAAGCAAGACGAUGGUGCAUUGCCGAAAAACUUGCGCAAGGCAGAUAUCGUCCUUGCUGGCGUUUCUCGAACGGGAAAGACGCCAUUAUCCAUUUAUUUGGCUCAAAAAGGUUACAAAGUUGCAAAUGUGCCUAUUGUCAUGGGUGUAGAGUUGCCAAAGACUCUGUUUGAAGUAGACCCAGAGAAGGUAUUUGGCCUCACGAUCAAUCCUGUUGUCUUGCAAGCGAUAAGAAAAUCCAGAGCUAAGAGCUUGGGCUUCAGUGAGGAUGCUCGGAGCAAUUAUUCAGAGAUGGACUAUGUCAGAGAAGAACUGGAGUUUGCUGGGAAGAUUUUUUCCCAAAAUCCAGUUUGGCCUGUCAUUGAGGUGACGGGAAAAGCAAUUGAAGAAACUGCAGCUGUUGUUUUGAGGCUUUACCAUGACAGGAAGCAAAGAUGCUCAAUGCCAAGAAUCUCAAAGCGAUAUUAAAGAAGAGGAAGACAACUUCCAAGUCCUCACAUACUAAGAUGAGAUGCUAUACUGCACCAAAAGGAGUCCUUUGCUGCUUGAGCUUUCAUUCCCGUAUCCGAGCAAGGUUUGGUUUCAAAGCAAAGAGUGAUCUGACUGUAUGCUAUCAAUUUUUGUGAAUUUCACCAACAAUCAUACUCAAGCAUCAUGGUUGUUCCAAUAUGUUUUUCUUCCAUUUCAGCCACAUAGUUGCUAUGGGGGAGAAAGCGUUGCCAAUGCUCCUGCUGAGGUCAUCUUGCUGCUGUAGAACAAUAAGUAAUAAUACCUACCUACAGAGUAUUUAAGCAUCCUCGUACCCUCAUGGAUGCAAGUUGUAUGUUUGUAAAUAGCAUUAAUAAUAUGUCUCUCGUCUCUUGAAGGAAAACGCAAUAUCAGUAAAAUCAUACGGCAAUCUGCUGUUGGAUGAAUUAAAUGCAUUGUUGGUAUUGUUUCUUAGUUC